This is a messenger RNA of Parathielavia appendiculata, 1468 nucleotides long. RefSeq lists its product as uncharacterized. The coding region runs from base 287 to 1240 and encodes 317 amino acids. The transcript is spliced from 2 exons. The record is from RefSeq and is a predicted model, not a curated record. Gene Ontology annotation, cellular component: mitochondrion. NCBI's taxonomy places the organism in Eukaryota, Fungi, Ascomycota, Sordariomycetes, Sordariales, Chaetomiaceae.
CAGGAAUCGAAGUGCACCCAGGCCACUUCUCAGCAUCAACAACUACAGUAGGGUAAUUCUUCACCAAUUGCCAUCGGAAGUGAAGAUUGAUGCGCAAAUCCAUGAGAAAUGAUCAGUGCACCAUCUUCUGAGCAAUCACAACCUCGUGGCAUCAAUUGCCAGUCUUCAUCGAUUCAUCUUGCUUUCUCAGCACAGCUUGGCGCUGUGAUCCGGCGUAUCACACCUGCGGCACCGAGUGAUAGGGCACGGCACCAUCAAGCAAGGACAAAGCUAGUGAGACAUCAGUAUGAAGGAUAGUGGCAUGGGCGGAUUAGAGACCCCGAGAGCACCGCCUCAGCUCAAGUUGGAAUCGGUCAAGCCUUCACAGCUGGCGACGGCGGCGUCGCCUCGGGGCAUCCCUAUGCCGACACACCCGAACUCCAGCAGCAGCACAUCCAUGAAAUGGAACACCAAGAACCUGGCAUUUCGGCUCGGCGCCGACUUCAUCAGCGCUGCCUCAGCCGCCGUGCUCGUCGCCCCGAUAAUAUCCAUCAUUGACCGCUCGAUAAUGGAAAACGCCUCCGGCCGGCGGUCCCUCGUCGACUCCCUGAGAUCUUCCUUCCGCACCCUCCUCCUCCACCCGCAGCGCGUCAUCCUCUCCAAACCCUUCGCCCUCAUCUUCGCCCUCUACGGCGGCACCUACCUGACAGCCAACACCCUCGACACAGCCACCUCCACCGUCCGCUCCCUCCCCGCAACCCACAUCACGUCAGGCACCUCCAAAUUCGCUGCCUCCUCGGCCGCCAACAUCGGCCUGUGCAUCUACAAAGACCAAGUCUUUGUCCGCCUGUUCGGGCCCCCGGGGAUCACGCCCCGCCCCGUCACCCUGCCAAGCUACCUGCUCUUUGCGGUGCGCGACUGCAUGACCAUCUUCGCCUCGUUUAAUGUCCCGCCCCUGCUAGGUCCCGUGCUGAGCCAGCGCCUCAGCGACGAGAUGCAGUGCUACGCGAGUGGUCAGACCGUGGCACAGUUCGUGGCGCCCGCGGCCGUGCAACUGUUCAGCACGCCCGUGCACCUCCUGGGCUUGGAUAUCUAUAACCGGCCUGGCGUGGCGCGGGGCUGGCGGGACAGGUGGACGGCGGUGAGAAAUAAUUGGGCGGUUAGUACGGCGGCCAGGAUAUGCAGGAUCGUGCCGGCUUUUGGAGUGGGCGGGGUUGUUAACGUGAAGGUCAGGAGGGCGUUGAUGGAGAGGUUGGUGUAAGAGCUUUGAGGCGUUGCUAGUGAAUGGUUGACUUUUUGUGUCUAUAUUUGUUGGGUUCUGUACAUUCCGGGUAGCGGGCGUUCAGGGCUGCUGUUGCAUUCGGCACUCGCAAAGGCGUUGAUACCACGGGAUUAGAUGGCAGCUUCUCAUAGACCAUAUAAAGGACUGGGUAAUGAUGAGGAAAAGAUGAUUGUUUUUGUAUAUCACCACUCAAAUUAACAAGCCCAG